Oxyura jamaicensis (ruddy duck) is the source of this 2310-nucleotide messenger RNA. It is a transcript of the gene TMEM267, whose product is annotated as transmembrane protein 267. The transcript has 4 exons. The coding region runs from base 809 to 1456 and encodes 215 amino acids. The record is from RefSeq and is a predicted model, not a curated record. NCBI's taxonomy places the organism in Eukaryota, Metazoa, Chordata, Aves, Anseriformes, Anatidae.
GAAGGGCUGUAUUUUAAUCCUAAAUUGGAUUAGCUGUUUAUGAUCCAAAUGGUAUAGUAGUAAUUAAUUAGGGUAAUAAAUAAACCUUACUUUUUUAUUUAUUUUUUUGAUGUAGGAUGACAAACGAAAAUUUCUUCCACUGGCUAGCACUGCGAUUUGUUUCCAGCUGCUGCAUACUUUUAAGAUAUUCCUUUCAACUCUUUCUUCCCCCUCAAAUUCAUCUCAGUUCCAAAGAGCUGUUGGAGGAGGGCUGCAUUUUGGUAGCUUGGGAGGGCUCUUUUCAAACACUUUGAUUUAUGGUCCCUGAAAGAAACAAUUUAAUUAAAAACUGCAGAUUUCUCAUUUUGUGUUUGCUUGCUUGCUCACUUGUUUGUUUGUUUCCUCCUUUGUUUCUGUGUGAUUUUAAUUCAGUUCCUUCCUCAGUAUUGUGGAAUUCUGCAGAUGUCUUGUGAGCUUUUGUCUGCUUUCCUCUUUGACCUCCUUCAACCCUCUGAGCCCCAUAAUGCAUUAUAAUUUUCAGACCCAAAAUAUUUGCAUUAUUAGUUCUUCACAGAUUGUUUUGUGCUCAUAUCUGCUUUUCCAGGAGGCACAGAAGAAACUGCAUUUCGUCUUCCCUGCACUGGACUGGACUGGAUUCAGUAAGCGGAGACGCUCAGCUCUAAGACAUAGACCACAUUUUCUACUGGAAUAAAGCAACUGCAAUGGGAAAAAAUGUAUUCUCCUAGUCCCAUGAACAAUUGAAGAUACGUGGGACAAUGCGCAGUGUAUAUCCUGAUGACAUUUUGUGUGCUGUGACGUGGUCUUUGCCAUGGCGUCUGAGACUGAAAAGGCCCAUGCUCUCCUCCAAACUUUCAGCACAGCUUCAGUUAUUUCUAGUCUAGGUUUGGGAAUAUUCUGCUUUGCUGCAGACAGGCUUCUGCAGUUUUCCUUCAUUCAGCAAAAUGACUGGCUCCGAGCAUUCUCUGAUAAUGCAGUGCACGGUAUACUAGGAAUGUGGUCCUGGGCAAUAGUGAUCGGACUCAGGAAGAAAAGCGACUUCACGGAAGUCACCCUGGCUGGCUUCCUUGCCUCUGUCAUUGAUGUGGACCACUUCUUCCUUGCUGGCUCCCUGUCAUUAAAGGCUGCUCUGAAUCUUCCCCAGAGACCACUUCUCCACUGUUCUACUGUGAUUCCUGUUGUGGCUCUGACGUUAAAGUUUAUUAUGCACCUUUUCAGGCUUAAAGACUCAUGGUGCUUUCUUCCUUGGAUGUUGUUCAUAUCCUGGACUUCUCAUCAUGUUCGUGAUGGGAUUCGUCACGGCCUCUGGAUCUGCCCAUUUGGAAAAACUCCUCCUUUGCCAUACUGGCUGUAUGUGGCAAUAACAGCAUCUUUACCUCAUCUAUGUUCAUUUAUUAUGUAUUUGACAGGCACUAGAGAAUUAAUGUCUAUAAAACACGGAAUUCACAUUGAUGUAUAAGGAUGAUAGGUCUGAAGUUUUUCACAUUAGCAGUUGAAAUGAGCUGUGUUUGUCACUGAUAUGGUUUCCUUAUGUUCCCUGUUAAUUCCAUGUUAGACAUUUGAAACCUUUGGAGCCAGUUACAGCUCCUGUGUCGAUUCACUGUGGUCACAGAAACCUAUACCAUAAAUGGUAAUAAUUUCAUAUUUAUACAUUCCCCUUGAAAAUUAUGUGGUCAUUAUCAUUUAUGUAUAGCUAACUAAUUUAUGAAGCACUUAGUCUCACUGUAGUAACUAUGUUACAUUUUGCUGUCAUCGUGCCAUUCAUCUGAUCACCAUUCACUCCCGAUUUGGAUCCUGGUUACAUUUUGUCUAGAUAGCAUUCGUAUAGCACUUUAAACACAUGAAGUACUAUAUAGAUGCUAAGUAUUAUAACUUAGUAGUGUGUGCCACUUCUGAAAAACAUCAGCUAGCCUCUUGAAGUGAUUUAUUUGUUUUUCUGCUGGACUUUUAUUCAAUAGUUUUUUGAAAUGCUUUUUUUUUUUAUUUCAAAAAGUGAAGCUGUGAAUCUGCACCUCGUUCAACAUGAAUUGCCAAAAUACAGUGUUUACACUAAAUUCUGUUCUUCUGUAGUUGCUUGAUACUCAGUUUGCAGACAAUUAGACAAUGGAAAGAAGACAGAUUGAUUACAAUACUACGUGUGUCAACAAAACACUUGAUUUAAAAUACAUUAAUUAUGAGUAUUUAAUUUGGAACUAAGGAAUUCUAGUAAAUAUUUGAGGACUGUUUAAAGGCAAACUUGUUUAUUACAUUAAUGUGUAAGCUUUACAGAACAUUCUGGAAGGUGUAAGAAAAUAAAAAUUGCUUAAAAUGUGA